CUUUUGGCAGAGAAACGUAGCAAGUGCCCACACAAACUUAGACCCACACAAACAGCUGAGAGUGGCCAGAACUGCCAGUCAUGAAGGAACUCAAGAGCAAGGCGUUCUGGAGGGCCGUUUUGGCCGAGCUUGUGGGUAUGACCCUCUUCAUCUUCCUGAGCAUCACAGCUGCGGUCGGAAACUCCAACAAUGACAAGCCAGAUCAGGAGGUCAAGGUGGCACUUGCGUUUGGGCUGUCCAUUGCCACUCUCGCCCAGAGCCUUGGGCACAUCAGCGGAGCCCAUUUAAACCCGGCUGUGACCCUGGGCUUGCUGGCCAGCUGUCAGAUCAGUUUGCUGAAGGCAGUCAUGUACAUCAUUGCCCAGAUGUUGGGUGCAGCGCUGGCGAGUGGUGUUGUGUAUGGCGUCACGAAAGGAGAUACCCUGGGGCUAAAUUCAAUCAACAGUGAUAUUUCAGCCGGUCAAGGUGUUGGCAUUGAACUACUCGCUACCUUCCAGCUAGUGUUAUGUGUCAUAGCAACCACAGAUAAAAGAAGGCGGGACGUGACAGGCUCCGCCCCUUUGGCCAUCGGCCUCAGUGUUUGUCUGGGCCAUUUGACAGCCAUCAGUUUCACUGGAUGUGGGAUCAAUCCUGCAAGAUCUUUCGGCCCAGCAGUGAUACUCAGAGAUUUUACCAACCACUGGGUCUACUGGGUAGGCCCUAUGUGCGGUGGUGUGGCCGCUGCUCUGGUCUAUGAUUUCCUGCUGUACCCUAAACUGGACGACUUCCAUGACCGCGUGAGAGUGCUGGUGUCCGGCUCCGCUGCAGACUGUGAUGUCAACGGAUCUGAUGACCCCCCUGCUGUGGAGAUGUCAUCAAAGUGAUGCAACACUUGACAUAUUUAGUGUAUGAUACUCUUCAAGACUCUUCACAAUAUAUUUGUAAAUAUAUAUUUUUAUCAACAGGGGAUUAGCAUUAUUUUAAAAUGUACUUCACAACAUGAGUUUAUAAAAUGCAAAUGUAAAGCCAUCUAUUUAGUUGUUUAAAUGAACAUUUGUCAUUUUAUCUUAAUUCAUUUGAGCUUUUUAUCAUUUUUUGAAUACCGUUUAGUGAAUCGGUAUGUACCUCAGGAAAAUUGUACAAUUUUCUCUUGUUUUCAAAAUCUCACAUGUCAGUAUUCAGAAUGUAGAUUCACUUUUUUGUAAGCAUUUUAAAUGCAAGUUUGUUUUACGUCAUUUUGUAUUGUAUUAUAUGUACACUAUGAUAUUGUUUUCUCUACUUUUGUAAGUAAACUUUA
Messenger RNA from Xyrauchen texanus (razorback sucker), 1276 nucleotides. RefSeq names its product aquaporin FA-CHIP-like. The coding region runs from base 81 to 863 and encodes 260 amino acids. The transcript has 4 exons. Gene Ontology annotation, cellular component: membrane. Gene Ontology annotation, biological process: renal water transport; hyperosmotic response; carbon dioxide transmembrane transport. Lineage: Eukaryota; Metazoa; Chordata; Actinopteri; Cypriniformes; Catostomidae. Gene Ontology annotation, molecular function: carbon dioxide transmembrane transporter activity; water channel activity; glycerol transmembrane transporter activity. The record is from RefSeq and is a predicted model, not a curated record.